AUGAUUCCAUCGGAGCAGGACGACGAACUGCUCUCAGGAGCGGUUCCACAGGUGGAGGAUUGGCUGCUGGCGUGGGUUGAGUCGCAAGCGUCCUUUCGGCAAGCUGCUCAAGCUCUCACUGCAAGCCGAUGGCUGGCAAGUGCGCGGAGGCCCGAAGUGAAGGCCAAGGCCAUGCAGAAUAUGCUUCAAACCAUGGCUGAAGCCGUUCGUCUUCGCCAUCGCGAAUGCCUUCGCAAGGCCUGCUGCGUGAGCCUGAUGCUGGACGACAAGAAACAUUGGCGCCUGAUUCGGUUCAAAUGCAGCUUCCGCAAGGAGGACGGCAAGGUUGGAACGCAACGUGGGGUUCUUUGGGUCGAGAACAUGGCCUCUGUCGAGCUGGACAUCGAACGCUUGCAGGACGACUAUGGCGAGCGAGUCUGCAGAAGUGUGAAGCGCUGCCUGGAGAAGUUUUGUGGUGAAGACAGGGAGCUGCUGCGCCACAUUAUUGAGCACACCCAUUCCAUGUUCGGGGACGGAGCGCUUCAGAAAAGCUUGUCCAUGUUGAGAGUGGGUCUUCCUCACCUUCAUCUGGUUGCCAAAGACACUGCGCACACCAUAAGGAUUGCAACUGGAGAUCCUGUGAAGCGCGAUGCUCUGUUGGGCGAGCAGUGGGAGCAAUUGAUGGCCGCAGGCGGUUUGGUUCAUACUGUUCUUUCCUCAGCAAAGCUGCAGCAUGCAUUGAUGGCAUGCCAAAAGCAUCUCAGGACCCCAAAUGGCAUGCAAACCAUUUUGCGGCAGAUUGGACACUCCGAUGUGCGUUACGAGAGUGCUGCAGCUGCACACAGGCAGUACACGAAUCUGCAAAGCGCCAUUGCCUUGCUUUUAGCCUUACGGUCGCAAGACCCUCGGCUGAAAAAGGAAGACCGCUCACAGGCAGUGGCCUGGCUCGAAGCCAUGGGCCCGGCAAGCGCUGUUCAGGCCGGCCUGCUCGACGAUUGGUCCGCGGAGGCGCUCAAGUUGGUGCGAGUGAACGAUGUUUCAGAUGCCGACCCGUCUUUGCUGAGAAGGCAUCUCGAUGCGUAUUUAGAUCGCCUCCAUGUUCUGUUUGACCAAGGCAGAAUAUUGCUCGAUGCCGAGAACAACAUGGAAACCAACAUCGCUAGAUCGAUCAGCAACGCCCGAGAGGCGCCGCCAAUUUAUUACGGCCACAAAAUAAAAUACCUUUGGCAGGAGGAUGUUGGCGCUGAAGAGGCCGUCCUUGCCCUACACCACAUGCGAGAAGCAGCUCGAGCGACAAAGGCCAGGUUGGCAGCCGAAUAUGACGAGUCCUUGCUGUGCGACUUCGAAGCCUUCGACCUCAAACGCUGGCACUGGUGCCUUCGCCGCGCAACCGAGAGUCAACGGCUUGGCGUUGUGAAUCUUACCCGCCGAUACAAAAAGCUGUGCAAGGCCUUUCGCCUUCCUGUUCACUUGGCGGAGCAAGAAUGCUCAAACGAGAUCGUUAGUGCUGCUCAGCAUUUGGUCAGAAGCAACCCCGCAGCCUUCCAAGACGAUUUCGCCUUCGAUAAUCGGGAGCUUUGGGCUACUUUUAGCAAUACCGAGGGCGUCGGUGCCGGCUUCCGAUUCCUGCCCAGGGUUCUGGAGUGGUAUCUCUCGAUCGAGCACGUAACAAGCUCAGUGGAGCGUGGCCUUGGGGAUGUCAGGCGUGUGGCAGAUUCACAUUGCGGAAUCUCAGAGCUGCCGCUGUCGGAUCUCAGCCUCUUGCUGAUCGAUGGCCCCAGGCUCAAGGAGGACGUUGUCAACAUGGAAGAUGGAGUUGCCAAGCUCACCGAUUGGAGUCGGGAUUGGGCCACUCUGUGGGUGGCCAAGUAUGGCCGAAGGUUUUGCGCGUACACUAGGCGACAUGGUCCGGAGCCCAUUUGGGCCAAGAAAAAGAUUGAGACAGACACUUCAAUCAAAGAGUCCCAGGAUGCUGCACGCGACUCACUUUGCAACCUUCGGAACCAUGAAGCUCGACAAUCGAAGCCGAUUCUGUCGCUGCCACGUGCCUCCAUCGUUGAGCCGGUUCAAGUCAGCAAAAAGACAGCGGACUUCAACAAAACCACGGAGAGGCGACGUCUUGAGAGCCGGAAGUUCAAGGAGGAUUGCAUUCAACAGAAUGAGCCAGUGCUGCCGGACGUCCUCGAUGCCCAGCUGCUGCAGUCGACAACGACAACCUGCCGCAAGAAGUUCGACAAUUUCAGCUUGGUGAUGGACACCAGCCUGCCAACUGUCGACUUAGCAAGGGCUAUGCAAUGCAAAGCUCUGCUUGUUGUGGAGGACGUCCGAAAGGUGCACUGUGCAUCGGAGCCGGCGCUCGCCUUCGCUGUCGCCGUCGCAGGGCUCAGCAUUUGUCCUGCAAGCGCGUUUCGCGAGAACAAGCCGGCGGAGAUCAUCGAGCAUAUUCCCGCCUCUGCAAAAGACACCUCAAUCAAGAUCGCAGAGGGUGCUCUGUCACAGCCAUCACUGAAGAUUUGUACAGUUGCUGCGGACCUGAAGUUGAUUCGAUUGCUGGAGCCGACAGAGCAAGUAGGCCAUGAUACGUAUGAGAUCCGCACAUCCAAAGAUUUUACAAGGGUCGCUAUGUCAUUGCUAAACGUGCGUAGAGAGCCGGGUGUCGCAUUGCCAGGAAGGCACUUCAGCAUGAACUCAUGUGUGCCGAGCAAGAAGCAAGCAAUGCGGUCUCGGCUGCAAGCCCUUUUUCAAUGA
Symbiodinium natans is the source of this 2727-nucleotide messenger RNA. NCBI's taxonomy places the organism in Eukaryota, Dinophyceae, Suessiales, Symbiodiniaceae. The record is from the annotation of a GenBank genome assembly.